UUUGAUGAAUAAAGUUAACAUUCAUUCAAAAAAUGAUUUAAACAUAGCGCACCUAUGUACCAAAUGGCUUUAGAUAAAUAACUAACAUGACUUAAAGACAGUUAAACUGCGUUAUGAUUUCUAAUAAUACACAUUGGAAAAUGGUGGGGGCAAAUGAAAAAGACAGUCAUGUGAACGUCUCUUUCUUUUUAGCUGUCCUCUUGAGUCCUGCUUUAUCCUUAUUCCCUACCAUUGUUAUUCACUACCCCUUUCAUAUUCUUCCCAUUCUUUUUUUGAAUUUUCUUACUUUUUCUUACAAAUUCAAAUCUUGUUCAUGUAUUAUUCCCUGAAAAAAAAUAAAUGUAACCUACACAGAAUUAAAAAUGAUUUAUUCUAGAAAAAUCCAAGAUGGCGACCUCUUUUUCUUUACAUAUAUGCGAUUCUUAUGACACACAGCUUGCAAUUUUAGCUUUUUGCUUUAUUCGUUCUAGAAAGAUAACAUUUCUCACUAACGUAUUUUAUUUUAUUUGCUACAAAUAGUUACCUCAAGCGUGUUAAAUAUAUACACAUUUAUCUCUUUUUUCCUUUCAUUGUGAACCACCAUAUGCAUUGAUAAUUUGAUAUCAUCCAACUAACAACGAGAGAUAUAUUGAUAAUACUGGUUAUUGAUAAUUCGUCUGUGAAAAUUUGGAUAAAAAUGAAUUUACAUCACAUGCAUCAACUAGAGUCAACGAUAAACUUAUUAAGCAAACAAAUGUCUGAAUCGUACCAUAUCAAACACAAACCCAAAUAUAUGAUAAAACAUGAAAACUAAUGGCUCGAGAAAAAAUGAAAGUAAAUUACACAAACACGACGCUGGCCAAUUUAAUAAUAAUCUCAAACUAGGAGCAAAUGAGCUGCAACAAGGAACGAAAUUGCUACGACGUCGUUUCUUACAUUGAAUGCUCCGGAAUCUGGAGAGGCCAUUGCCGGUGGCAUGGGUCCCGGAGAAGGAGAAGAAUCCAUUCCCGGCAUCAUCGGUGGCGAAGCCAUAUCAGGGACUGUUUCUGGACUUGGGGCCAUAGUAGUUGGUGGGCUCAUUGGACUUGAAGAUGGAGUCAUUGGCAUCGGAGCCAUGGGCAUUGGUGGUGGAGUCAUAGGCAUAGGUGGUGGAGCCAUAGCCAUAGGUGGUGGAGUCAUCAUUGGCAUAGGUGGUGGAGUCAUCAUUGGCAUAGGUGGUGGAGUCAUCAUUGGCAUUGGAGAGCCGCCGCUAGGCAUUGGCGGCAUGGACAUGGAGCCAGAAGGAGCCAUCAUGGGAGAUUGAGCUAAAGAGAAAUGAACUAAAACCAUAGACAAUGUGAGCAAAAGGAAAGCUUGUGAAGAAGAGGCCAUGGUUAUGUGUGUGUUUGUGUUGUGAAUAGUGGUUUAUGUCAAGUAAUAUAUAGAGAAAAA
Molecule: messenger RNA, 1410 nt
Organism: Brassica napus (rape)
Lineage: Eukaryota; Viridiplantae; Streptophyta; Magnoliopsida; Brassicales; Brassicaceae
Product: shematrin-like protein 2
Exons: 1
Coding region: 956-1282 (108 amino acids)
Source: RefSeq, a predicted model, not a curated record